This is a messenger RNA of Ectocarpus siliculosus, 1098 nucleotides long. Lineage: Eukaryota; Phaeophyceae; Ectocarpales; Ectocarpaceae. The record is from the annotation of a GenBank genome assembly.
AUGUGCCUCAAGCUGUACUGCCAGUGCUUCGCGGGCCAGCUGGUCUGCUCCGACGCGUGCAGGUGCGAGAACUGCUACAACUCCGCGGAGCACGGCGUGGAGCGGCGAGCCGCCGUUAGGGAGCUUCUCUGCCGCAGCCCUCACGCCUUCGACGCCAAGUUUAAGACGGAGCCGCACCCACUCUCGUCGAGCGUGCGAGCCCGAGCGCAAGCACAACAAAACGCACGCGCGCUCUAGGAAGGGUAUCUCCAGGUGAACGCCCGAUGGCACAUGACGCACCCAACACACAAAAUGUACAUGUUUCCCUCCCGGUCCCUAGCCCCCAGUCCAACCUCCCUCCCAUCCAACAAACAAUCCGUCCCCACAAUAAUGGGAGCGCUAUACUAGGGUUAGAUUACACAGCUUACUAGGUUUCGUGACUUGGUCAAGAAGGCAUGUUCGUCGAAGUCGGGGAGGUGCGGGGGGGAGCUAUUAUUACCACCUUCAAGGUAUAGAACAAUCAACAGUGCGGCGACCAAGUAGGCUGUCCGGAGUAGGCACUAGCGACAACUUUUACUACACACCCUUUAGCCAUCUCGGCCUUGUUUGUUCCUCCCCCUCUCUCUCUCAAACACACCACAUAGAAAUACAUCGACCUCUCCCUCGCCCGACACACCACCCCUCAGGCCUGGAACAGCCACAACCCUUGCUGCUGCUGCUGCUGCCGCCAAGACUCUACACCUGCUGCAUCUCCAAUAGUAACUGUCCAGCCAAAGAGCCGUUCCAUCCAAGGCAGCACCUUGCCAUCAUUGUCAACUUGGGAGGAUUCGGUCGCCACCCACAUGUCGCUUUUCUCUUCCUUUCUCUCCAAAUGUACCUGGCGGUUCACUGCUGCCCCUUGCUUGCUAGUGCAAUGGCCUAUCUCCGCCCCAUCUUCCAGAAAAAAAAAGCAUCAAGAUAACUUUUGGACUUCUAGAUUACACCAUCCACAGCGGUUGGGCGUUCAAACAAACGAGCGUUUAAACCUACACACCAUUUCCGUUCUCUCGCAAAAACACAGAAAUAACUAAAUAAAUCGUAAGCAGCUGUCAUGUGUGUCCAUUUUUUGUAUUUUCUACU